UGGUCUUGGCCUUGUAACGAUCCUCCUGCCUCAGCCUCCCAAGUGUUGGGAUCAUAGAUGUGCGUCGUGCCCGACUACUCUUUCGGAUUGAGAGGGUCUCGGCAGGUAGUCCAGGGUGCCCUGUUGCUCAUAGUGAGACUUCUGCCUCAGCCGCCCGUGUACUGGGAUCACAGUCACACGCCGGCGGCGCAUAAAUACCCAUUUUCUCACUGGAAACAACUGAGCGCUGGGACAGCACCAGGGUCACAGGCACUUCAAUCCCGUAGCGCGCUGGACCAGCAGGACGCAACCUUCCGUGCCCCUCGCAGGAGGAACUGUUGUGCCACGCGCCUUACAUGCCCACCGGAAGGCGUCGAGGGACGGCCCGCGCACGCACACCGCCAUCUUGCUGCCGGAGCGCCGCCCGCCGCUGGCACUAGAGCCUCGGAGAGGGGCGGCGUCGCCGGCCGGGCAACGCCUGGCCAUGGCGACCGCGGAUCCUGGCGGCUGCACGGCUCCAACUUCGACUGUCGCGUCUCGGGCAGGCUCGGGCCCGGAGCGCGCGAGAAGCACCGGAACCUGGCCAAGGCAAUGCUGCGGAGGAAAGGCGUGCUGGGCUCCCUGCCGAGCCGCCCCGACUCUUCGGGGAAAAGGUCAGUGAGGUUUAACAAGGGCUACACUGCUCUAAGCCAGAGUCCAGAUGAGAACCUGGUGUCCCUCGACUCUGACAGCGAUGGGGAACAGGAAUCCAGAUACUCCUCCGGGUACUCCUCUGCCGAGGUGAACCAGGAUGUAAAUCGGCAGCUGCUUCAGGAUGGCUAUCACCUGGAUGAGAUUCCAGACGACGAGGACUUGGACCUCAUUCCCCCCAAGCCUAUGACCUCCUCCACAUGCUCCUGCUGCUGGUGCUGCCUUGGGGACUCUUCCUGUACCCUCCAGUAGACAGAAGCCUCCAGCAUGGGCCCUGUUUACCAUGAGGCAGAUAGAGCCUGCUGUCCUGCAUAUCCCAGCCCAGUGGGGACAGCUCUCAGCCCAGAAGCUCGGAGACACUAGCCCUCUGCGAUGUGCUUCUCAGGCUGGAGGCCUAGUGGGCCAUGGGGUUGAUGAGUGAAAUUCCACACUUUCCCUCCAUUGUCGGUGCAGUUUGGAAAAGCUGCUUAGUAAGGGCAGAAGCAGUGGAGUUAGGGUUCACGAGGUGGCUGACGGAGGUAGCUGAGAAGCACACCACAGACAUCUUGACUAUGUUUGCUGUGGGUCUUAAGGGAAAGAACAGCUUUUGUGUCCAGGCUUUUGUGUGGAGGCGGAAUGUAGCACUUCACAGCUCAAAGUUGGGACUCCAAAGAGGAAUUUAAUUUGGAAAGCCCAGGAAAUUCUGUAAGUUGCCCUCCUUUUCCCGUCUCUUAGGUGGAUUCAUAGUUGUGACCUUCAAGAGCACAGUGCAGGUCCUUCUGUCCCUCUUCAGGUUAACACCUGUCUGGCUAUGGCAGGGAGUAUAGCAGAUGGCUUCCAGUCCCUGGACCUAGGACAGCUGUCUGGUGGGUUAACUCUGGUUGGCCGCUCCCUAGUUAGAGAAAAACUGCUUCAUCCUAGAUGUACUUAUUUAUUUAGAUUUCCGCAGUCCUGGCUGGCUUCUCCACCCAUCUUAUGCUGAGGCUGCACUGAAGGUACUGGGGUUGGCCAUAAACGCCUGCAGUUUUUGAGGCUCCCAGCAGAGGGAGUUAUUGCAAGGGCAGUCGUCUGCUUCCUUGUUCAGCCUUUUUACUCUGGAGACAGCAGUAGGUGUCUUUGGUGUACUAUGUGUGGUGUGGCUGGGAUGAAGACCCAAGCCAUCAGGCAGGAUGUGAAGAAGAGACCUUAACCAGCUUCCAGGAAUAGUGACCCAGUGGCCAGUGCAAAGGCCUCCUUUCCACCCUAUGGCCAGGCAGCUCCCUAGUGAGUCUUUACCAGCGCUUGCCUAGUUAGUGGGUGAAGCCCUGGGAAAAUCCACAAGCACUGGGCUUUAUAGCAAGCCUUGGGGCAAACAUUGACAGUACAAACGUUGUGACCCCGAUGGAGAGUUUCUCUUGGUAUCCCUAGCCUUCCCAGAACGAGUUUUGUGACCCAUCCCUCUUCCUGCCUCAGGUGUGGUACAGUUGGAAAGGGGGUGAAUGGAGUUCACAGCCCCCAGUGCAUGGCAGUCAGGACGAGUGUGUGGAGCAUCCAGUCUCUUGUUUCCCACAUGUUCUUUGACCACUGAGAGACAGUAGACUCACAGCUUCAUUAGAAUAGGUGGGUAGAAGGGACACUCGUCACUAUUCCCAGGAAGGCCAUCUUAGCAGUGCUCCAUAGCUUCUGUGUUUCUGACUCUGAGGAGUAUGCAGCACAGGUGAGCUGUGUGAUUGGUCUGCUGCUGGUGGUGUCACAGGACGGGAACAGACAGACCCAAGGCCCAUCCAUCCGGUCAGGGCUGGGAUAGGGCAGGUGGUGGCCACUUUGUUCUGCAGUGGGUCUCUAAUGAUCCAGGUGCCUCAAGUUCUGAGCUGUCUGCAGCAGAGAACACACAUGGGCCUCUCAGGCUUCCGUACAAGGAAGAGUGCACAUCAAAGUGGGCAGACGAUAAAGUGCACUAGAGGCUAAGGGGUAGGGACAUGGAAGCCACAUGUGGGGCCAUGUUUGAGGGGCUCCUGGCUAGAACUGAACAUCCUGGGUAUUUGGGACCUAAGCCAUGCCCUCUGUGUAGCCACCAACAGUUCCCUGAGGGUAUGUCCCAGAAUCUGGAGCCCUAGAGGAAGGCCUUGUGGCAGGACCACCUGGUCAGCUAAUGGGGCAGGGUCACAGACCAAAUACUACCGAUUAAGGUACCAAGGUGCCCAGAGCCACACUGCCUUAAAUCAGAGCAAGGGAUGCUGCACAGGUGACAGUCGCCUGGGGGAGGGAUGCCUAGGGCUUUCUCCCCGGUGGGGGUGGUUCCACCUGGUGUUCACAGUGCUUGACAGACUUCCUCAGCUUUUACCUCUGCAUUCUAUAUGCUAAUGAAUAAAUGCACUCACGCUGA
This is a messenger RNA of Cavia porcellus (domestic guinea pig), 3013 nucleotides long. RefSeq names its product family with sequence similarity 219 member B (gene Fam219b). Lineage: Eukaryota; Metazoa; Chordata; Mammalia; Rodentia; Caviidae. The transcript has 5 exons. Bases 58 to 921 code for a protein of 287 amino acids. The record is from RefSeq and is a predicted model, not a curated record.